AUGGCUGUUGAUACCAGCUACCUAACCACUCAGGUCAACAAUAUCGUCGAGCAGCUCCAUGGCAUCUAUGAUGAAAUCGGAGUCCCUCCCCGCGAGCGCGAAAACCGCGAAGCAGAGCUGUUUAGCGCUUUGUCUGAGACCCUUAACAAUCAUCUCAAAGUCGUUGACGAUGAACGAGAAGAGAUGACAAUCGAGGCUCAGCGCCUAAUUACACAAAUUACCCAGAUGGAGUCAUCUUUGACCGAUGAAAUGGCCAAUGGCCAGUUCGAGCUCAACCGCGACGACCUUCAAAUUACCUACCCGCUCAACCGGUGCAUCGCCUUUUUGCGCGAGAAGAACGACGCCAUGAGCAAGCUCCACCGUGAGCGCUUCGAGCAGGUUAAGAAACUUGUUGACGCACUUGAAUCUUACUCCUCCCAUCUCGAGCCAACCUUUGUUAAACUUGAACUUCCCCCUACCACAGAAGGUUCAUCAAUACCCCCAAGCUUCGACCUUUCGCCACUUUAUGUCACAGCAUUGGACGCAGAGUUCACACACGUUUACGAAGAGUACCACCGCCGUGUCGCACAAGUUCAAUCUGCAUGCGAAGAAAUGAUCAAGCUUUGGGCUGAACUCGGAACUCCCCAGGCCCAAACAGACUCAACUAUUGUCAAAUGUUAUCGCGAAUCUCCCGAACAGCUCGGUCUGCACGAAUCCGACCUCAUCAGCCUGAUGGCCAAGCGCGACAAAUUGGUGGAGCAGAAAGCCGGACGCGAGCGCAAGAUCAAGGAACUCCGCUCUACUGUGGAAUCUCUAUGGGAUCGCUUUGGUGUUGAUAACGCUGAUCGCAAGGCAUUCCUGGCUGCCAACCGUGGCUGUGGUUUGCGCAUUAUCAACGACCUCGAGGAAGAAUUGACACGCCUCAAUGAGCUCAAGCGACAGAACCUCCACUUGUUUGUGGAAGAUGCCCGUUGCCGUUUGCAAGAGCUUUGGGAUAGUCUCUUCUUCUCUGAAGAAGAGAUGCUUGAUUUCACCCCGGCAUUCUCUGAUGUCUGCAGCGAUGCGCUGCUCGAGGCACACGAGGCCGAGAUCAACCGCCUUGAGGCUCUUAAGGAGCAACGUGCCCCGACACUGGAGAUGAUUGACCGACACCGCACUCUCUUGACUGAUCGUGAGGCACUGGCAACUUCAAGCCAAGAUGCUUCUCGUCUCAUGGGCCGCGGAAACAAGGGAGAGAAGCGUGACCCCGGAAAACUGCUGAGAGAAGAAAAGCUGCGUAAACGAAUUGCAAAGGAGUUGCCCAAGCUGGAGGCUGAUCUCCGCAAAGAGUUGGAACACUGGGAAGACGAAUUUGGCCGGCCAUUCCUCGUCCAUGGAGAGCGAUAUCUCGAUGCCUUGACCCCUGUCGCCGCCAAGCCUCCCCCACGCUCCAAGACUCCUUCCGCUCCUCCCUCCACUACCAAGUCUAACUUUGCUAGACAGCAGCCUCCCUCCCGUCCAGGUAGCUCCAUGAGGGGACCUCCUCCUCCUCGCUCAGCCACGAAGACGCCAACUAGCAGCGGUCCAGUUAAGCACAACACCAUUGGAUAUGGCGCAUCUCGAGCUGGUGCUACAUCCAGGGCUGGUGCUACCUCUCCCUCUAAGCUUCCUGCUCGUGUCCCCCUGGGAAACAUGCCACACGGAAACAAUUCCCCUGAGCGCCGUGCCCAGCCCGGCAGCUACUCAUCUAGCACGCUCAAUGGAAAGAUGCCGCCUCCUCGUGGACCUCCCCCUAGGAUGCGUGCAUUGACCGUUGAAUCCAGAGAAGACCGCUUCAGUCACCUCAUGGAUCCGCCUCGUUGCAACAGUGCCAUGUCCAGCGCAUAUGUGCGCCCUGUGAGCCCUGAAGACGUCUACGAUGACCGCCAGCGAUCUUUCAUGAGCACCUCUGGCUUCUCCAACUCCCAACGCUCCACUGGCUUCUCUCAUUCAUCCCACUCUUCUCAGUCCUCGCUGUCUUUGAACUCCUCCAUGCAGGCUUUCCCUCGGCCGAACCCCUACCUUAGCCAUGCAGCUCCUCCUCCUGCUGCCCGCCAGGUCUCAAACGCCUCAACUGUCAACACAGCUACCUCUGGCUCCGAGAACUGGGAGACCUUUGAGGAUGGUUCAGACGCUGAGCCCGAUACCAGCGACAUUUACUUCUCCAAGCUACGUGCUGCACACGGAGGAAAGCGCUUUGCUCCUGAAGACUCAUCCGACCUCAUGGGAAAGAAGGCCAAGGGCAUCCGAAGCGUCAGCCCAGAUGGUCCACACCCUGGACAGGUCUUGCGCGUCGCAGGUAGUGAUAAUGAGUGGGCCGAUGACUUCGAGACUUACUAA
This is a messenger RNA of Penicillium antarcticum, 2337 nucleotides long. RefSeq names its product putative microtubule associated protein (Ase1). Gene Ontology annotation, cellular component: mitotic spindle midzone; spindle; cytoplasm. Gene Ontology annotation, biological process: mitotic spindle midzone assembly; microtubule cytoskeleton organization. NCBI's taxonomy places the organism in Eukaryota, Fungi, Ascomycota, Eurotiomycetes, Eurotiales, Aspergillaceae. Gene Ontology annotation, molecular function: microtubule binding. The record is from RefSeq and is a predicted model, not a curated record. The transcript has 4 exons. The coding region runs from base 1 to 2337 and encodes 778 amino acids.